AUGGACGACCAAGUACUCAACCUCGAUCACAACACACAAACAGACCGUCACGGUGUUCGUCCAGGGCCAAUCCACCGUCACAGUAGGGUCCACGGGAACAGCAGCAAGUUCUUCAGAAUCAGGCUCUGGCUAUGGUGGUACGCCCAAAGGCACUAUUAUCGGUGCCGCCGUUGGUCGCGGUCUAGGCUUGAUAUUGAUCAUCUUGCUUUUUUCCUGUGGAGACGACGCCGCAAGUCUGCAAAUCAGAAACAGCAGCCAAGUCAAUUUUACGCAGCCAACAGCGAAGCCCCUGCAACGGCACGGAAGCCAUCACCUCCUUUCGUGUCAUCGCCCCCAACUCCAGCUGGGGAACGCGACACUUGGGCCUCGAGUCCUAGCCGAAGCGACUACUCCCAGCCGCCUUCGUAUCUGUCUCCCAUGCCGGAGCUGGGAAACACCCAGUUUGCUUAUGAGAUGCACACGUCGCCGCAGCGGCCGCCGCAGGAGUUGUAUCAUCCCCAGUACACGAGUGGUUUGGGAUUGCCUGAGAUGAGGGAUCAGCGGAGAGGUUAG
Fusarium verticillioides 7600 is the source of this 552-nucleotide messenger RNA. RefSeq lists its product as hypothetical. The record is from RefSeq and is a predicted model, not a curated record. The coding region runs from base 1 to 552 and encodes 183 amino acids. The transcript has a single exon. Lineage: Eukaryota; Fungi; Ascomycota; Sordariomycetes; Hypocreales; Nectriaceae.